CGUGCGCACGCGCGGCGUCACGUGGUGCAGGCGAUGGCGGCGGCGGGGGAGCCCGGGGCGGGGGGCGCCGCGGAGGAGGCUUUCCUCACCUUCUACAGCGAGGUAAAGCAAAUUGAAAAACGAGACUCUGUUCUGACAUCUAAAAACCAAAUUGACAGGCUGACUCGACCUGGAUCUUCCUACUUCAACCUGAACCCUUUUGAGGUCCUGCAGAUGGAUCCUGAAGCCACAGAUGAAGAGAUAAAGAAAAGGUUCCGGCAGUUGUCCAUAUUGGUGCAUCCAGACAAGAACCAGGACGAUGCAGACAGAGCCCAGAAGGCAUUUGAAGCUGUAGAUAAAGCAUACAAGUUGCUGCUGGAUCAGGAGCAGAAGAAGAGGGCCUUGGAUGUGAUACAGGCAGGAAAAGAAUAUGUGGAACACACUGUGAAAGAAAAAAAGAAGCAGUUGAAGAAGGAUGGAAAACCUCCUACUGUAGAAGAGGAUGAUCCUGAAGUUUUCAAACAAGCUGUAUACAAACAGACAAUGAAGCUUUUUGCUGAACUGGAAAUCAAGAGAAAAGAAAGAGAAGCAAAAGAAAUGCAUGAAAGGAAGCGACAGAGGGAAGAGGAAAUUGAGGCACAAGAGAAAGCCAAACGAGAGCGAGAAUGGCAGAAGAACUUUGAGGAAAGUCGAGAUGGUCGUGUGGACAGCUGGAGAAAUUUCCAGGCCAAUACAAAGGGGAAGAAGGAAAAGAAGAACAGGACCUUCCUGAGACCUCCCAAAGUAAAAAUGGAGCAGCGCGAAUGAUCCCGGCAGCACUGCCCGAGUGCAGCUCCUCACUUCCCUCCCUGCUUUUAAGGACUCAUUGGCACCUAGAGUAAGAAUUGCUUUUUAGUAGACUCUUUGUUUCCAGUACAAUUAAUUAUUGGUCAAAGUAUUUUUUGUACUCUGUCCAUCUGAACUAGGGCCAUAGUAGGAACUCGGCCAGGAGCCCGCUCCACGUAGAACCCUUGGCUUAGGAGGGUGCCCCCCUGCUGUCCUGUUUGUCUGCUGCCCUGUAACUUGAUGUUUUGUACUUCACGGAUUGUGCUGUUUCACCACUUCCAUUUCUAGCCUGAGAGCUGAACAAAAUGUUGGGAAUGCAUCCCUCCCUUCCCAGGCAUCGUCAUGCUCAGCAAGUUCAGCUUUGGAACGGCUGAGCCGACCCUGGGAGUCUGCUCCCAGCGCUGUGCAGUGCAGCUGACCUGCGGCUCCAGUCCUGCAGCUCCUCACUGAACUGAGUGGUGCUUGGAAGAGCCCUUCCCCACGAUCUGAUUUGCAAACUAAAAUCCCAGCUCUCAGGCUCAGACUUCUGUUAACCUCAGACCAAGUGUUCCCUUGCUGCAGAGGAGCAGUAACCUCUCCUGACGAUUAGUUGAGUUGCGAUGGUCUGUAUGUAAAAUAAAUUUUUACCCAAGUAACCUU
This is a messenger RNA of Dryobates pubescens (Downy woodpecker), 1443 nucleotides long. RefSeq names its product DnaJ heat shock protein family (Hsp40) member C8 (gene DNAJC8). The transcript is spliced from 9 exons. Gene Ontology annotation, cellular component: nucleus. The record is from RefSeq and is a predicted model, not a curated record. Lineage: Eukaryota; Metazoa; Chordata; Aves; Piciformes; Picidae. Bases 34 to 786 code for a protein of 250 amino acids.